UGUCGCGUUUCAAUUGUAAUAAACUGUAAAGUAUGCCGAUAUUUUAGCUGCCACAGGAAUAUUUAAUAACAGACCGUUGCCGCCGACCAUUUUGCAUUUGCUUGCAUCAGUGGUCCUAUGUUGUUUUAAUUUAUUGUUGUUUAAAAUAUAAUGGAAUCUUUAAGAUAUUCCUGUCGGGUGUGUUUAGAAUAUAAUUCGGAAUCAAAUUCUAUUUUUGACGAAGUAGAGUAUGAAGAGUACAUAAAGUUGGCAAAUAUAUUCGAAAAAGUCACAAACGUUGAGGUGGUCGAAUAUGAUGAGGAAAAACCUUGUCGUUUGUGUCAGGAAUGCACUGAACGUCUUUUACAUGCCUACGAAUUUAUUUGUUCUGUAGAAAGGGCAGAAAGAAGUAUAGAGAACUAUUUAAAGGGAGAUAAUAAUCAGUCAGUCGAAGAAUUGGAGCCAGAGGAUGAAGAUAUUAAGAUUGACGCUACUGAUAUAGAUAUACAAGAUGUUGAGAUAUUGGACGAGGAGUUUCAAACGGAUCAUGAGCAACGUGUCACAGACAUUGAAGUAUUAAGUACGGAAGAGGUCUCGGCCGAAUCAGUAGUGGAUAUAUUUGAUAGUAACACAGUUCCUGUUUCAACUAAUGAAACGAAACAAGUUGAAGAUGCUGUUGGAUCGCGAUUAUCUAAACGCUUGUCUUCAAGUCACUACAAAUGCAGCAGCUGCCAAAGAACGUUUGCGAAAAUUGAAACUUUAGAUCGGCAUAUAAAAACUGCUCAUACAGCUUUACCUCCUGAGGAAUUGGCAAAUAUUUCUACACAAGUUCACGCUGCAGCGGAUGAUAAACAAAUAUCAUGUUCUUAUUGUCCACAAAUGUUUAAGCGACGUAACAAUUAUAUUCGACAUUUAACGGCAACCCACUCACAGGAAGUGGAACAACUUGGGGACGAAGAUAAGAAAUUGAUUAAAACAAAACACAUCUACAAAAGGGGCAAUUGUCCCUACUGCGGUAAGAAUUUCACACAAGCUAGCCUCAUUGUGCAUAUAAGAAGACAUACUGGAGAAAACCCUUAUCAGUGCGAUCAAUGUGAGAAAGGAUUUCCCCGACGCCAAGAUCUUGUUGUACAUCAACGAAAGCAUACUGGCGAAAAACCCCACAUGUGCACCAUUUGUGGUAAAUCAUUUUCACGUGCGAAUAAAUUAGCCCGCCAUAUGCGUGUUCACACAGGAGAACGCCCGUAUAAAUGUACUAAAUGUCAGAGAAGUUUCGCCCAAUCAAAUGACCUUAAAAUUCACAUGCGAAGACAUACAGGAGAAAAGCCAUACAAAUGUAGUGUUUGUUUAGAAGCUUUUAUCUGUGGAGCAGCAUUAAAAACGCAUCGGCGACAAAAAAAUCAUCACUCACCUAAAGAUGAAUAUGAUGAUCCAUUUGCUAAUUGGAGAGUUUGCAAACGUGAGUUAAAAACAAAUGAUGACAAAAGCGAAAACGAAACUAACCUAGUCCAAUUGGAGUUCGUCCAGAUUGUACAAGAAUAAUUUCUAUUAGCUGUUAAAUUAAUUUCAAUAAAUUACCUACAUAUAUGCAUACAUAUGUAUGUAUAUUAGAGAUAAA
Lucilia cuprina (Australian sheep blowfly) is the source of this 1597-nucleotide messenger RNA. Its product is annotated as zinc finger protein 658B-like. Gene Ontology annotation, biological process: regulation of transcription by RNA polymerase II. The coding region runs from base 151 to 1521 and encodes 456 amino acids. The transcript is spliced from 3 exons. Gene Ontology annotation, cellular component: nucleus. NCBI's taxonomy places the organism in Eukaryota, Metazoa, Arthropoda, Insecta, Diptera, Calliphoridae. The record is from RefSeq and is a predicted model, not a curated record. Gene Ontology annotation, molecular function: DNA-binding transcription factor activity, RNA polymerase II-specific; RNA polymerase II cis-regulatory region sequence-specific DNA binding; zinc ion binding.